Molecule: messenger RNA, 4211 nt
Organism: Pipistrellus kuhlii (Kuhl's pipistrelle)
Lineage: Eukaryota; Metazoa; Chordata; Mammalia; Chiroptera; Vespertilionidae
Gene: ELAVL3
Product: ELAV like RNA binding protein 3
Exons: 7
Coding region: 375-1478 (367 amino acids)
Cellular component (GO): ribonucleoprotein complex
Molecular function (GO): RNA binding
Source: RefSeq, a predicted model, not a curated record
AGGGAGGGCGGGCGAGGGGACAGCACUGAGCAUCCGGGACCCGACCGGCCGGGCGAGAGGCAGGGCGCCGCGAUCUCUGUGGGAAAGCGCAAACUCCGCGGGCCCCGCGGGGCCGUGCAGGGGACCUUCUCGGCCCGCGCCCGCCCGCCCGCCCUUUCCAUCCUCUGCCGCCCGCAGACCACUCCGGGCUCGGUUAUCCGCGCGCGCGCCCGCGGGCUCGGGCCCAUCUCCAGCCUCGAGGGAGCCGCCGCCUCCACCGACACCUCUGCAGCGGCCGCGCCCGAGGCCGCCCGGGUGGAACCCCGGCGUGAGCACCGAGCGCGCGACCCCCGGAGCCGCCCCCAGCACGGACCGCGCCCGCCGGGCACACAAGAAUGGUCACUCAGAUACUCGGGGCCAUGGAGUCUCAGGUGGCAGGGGGCCCGGCCGGCCCGGCCCUGCCCAAUGGGCCACUCCUUGGUACGAACGGAGCCACUGACGACAGCAAAACCAACCUCAUCGUCAACUACCUGCCCCAGAACAUGACCCAGGAUGAGUUCAAGAGCCUCUUCGGCAGCAUCGGUGACAUUGAGUCCUGCAAGUUGGUUCGGGACAAGAUCACAGGGCAGAGCCUCGGCUAUGGGUUUGUGAACUACUCUGACCCCAACGACGCAGACAAAGCCAUCAACACCCUCAACGGCCUCAAACUGCAGACAAAGACCAUCAAGGUGUCCUACGCCAGGCCCAGCUCGGCUUCCAUUCGGGAUGCCAACCUGUACGUCAGCGGGCUGCCCAAGACCAUGAGCCAGAAGGAGAUGGAGCAGCUCUUCUCCCAGUACGGCCGCAUCAUCACCUCCCGCAUCCUGGUGGACCAGGUCACAGGCGUGUCUCGGGGCGUGGGGUUCAUCCGCUUUGACAAGAGGAUUGAGGCCGAGGAGGCCAUCAAAGGACUGAACGGGCAGAAGCCACUGGGUGCGGCCGAGCCCAUCACGGUCAAGUUUGCCAACAACCCGAGUCAGAAGACGGGGCAGGCCCUGCUGACGCACCUGUACCAGUCGUCGGCUCGGCGCUACGCAGGCCCCCUGCACCAUCAGACACAGCGCUUCCGGCUGGACAACUUACUCAACAUGGCCUACGGAGUCAAGAGUCCCCUGUCGCUCAUCGCCAGGUUCUCGCCCAUCGCCAUCGACGGCGUGAGCGGCCUGGCGGGCGUGGGCCUGGCGGGGGGCGCCGCGGGCGCCGGCUGGUGCAUCUUCGUGUACAACCUGUCCCCGGAGGCGGACGAGAGCGUGCUGUGGCAGCUGUUCGGGCCCUUCGGGGCCGUCACCAACGUCAAGGUCAUCCGCGACUUCACCACCAACAAGUGUAAGGGCUUCGGCUUCGUCACCAUGACCAACUACGACGAGGCGGCCAUGGCCAUCGCCAGCCUCAACGGCUACCGCCUGGGCGAGCGCGUGCUGCAGGUGUCCUUCAAGACCAGCAAACAGCACAAGGCCUGAGCCGCCGCCCUCCCACUCCCCGGGCAGCAGAGAGAGAGAGAGAGAGAGAGGGAGGGAGGGAGGGAGAGAGAGAGGGAGAAGGGGCCCGAGAGAGACAGCGGGCAGACCACGGACAGCACGAGGCCCCACACCCCUGCGAAGCCACAGGGUGAGCACUCGGGCUGGGAGGGUCUGCAGGGAAUGGGGGGUGCCUGGGGCCCCCCACCCCGCCCUCCUGCCCCUCCCCCAGGCUGGGCUGUUCACUCUCUCGUCUUGGUUUUGUUCAUGGAGAUGGUUUUUGUUUCUUUUUUUCGGCUGAAAAGAAAGCAGAGAUGUGCCCCCACCCAACCGUCAACCAGCUGCUCAGGAUGGUUUUGGGCGGGUGCUGGGUGCCCUCCGGGCUCCCCACGCAAAGGUGAGCCUGAGUGGGGGAGGAGACAGGUUUAAAAAUCCCCAACAAAGCGAAACAUGAGAGGGCCGUGGGCAUCCCUGCCCCCUCGGUGCGUUGUGAGGAGCAGGGUGAGGGGCUGGAAACAAACAAAAUGGAAAAAAAAAAAAGGGGGGGGGGGGGGGGGGGGGGGGGAGAAAAACUCUAUUUUUGUAAAAAGGGGAAAAAGACCUCGUGGAGAAUUUUUACUGGGGAUUCUUGAACUUGAAAAAAAAAAAAAACACACACACAAAAAAAAAGACAAAAAAAAAAAAAAGAAAAUAUUUUGACAGGUUAUGUUUACCAACGGGGGCAAAGACGGGAUCAGGGCUUGGGGCCGGGGCCCAGGGGCCACACAGAGACACACGCCACAGGAACACACAGCACUAACCCUGACACACAGGACCCGGCCAGACGCAGACAGGGAGGCACGCACGGAAGACCGGAGGACGGAGCCACGUACGCGUGGCAGCCGUCGAACAGACGUGGCAGACGUGGCCGCAGGCAGAGGUGGACAGAGGUGUGCUGGACCUGCAAACAUUUCCAUGCUCUCACGUGAACACAUGACAGUGGAGACAUACAUUUGGAGACACAAACCUAGACACCCAGAAACAGACACAACACCCAGGAACACAGACACGCCCACAGUCCCUCGGACCCAGGCGCCCAGCCCCUCCCGGUGCCCUGCCCCCUCGCCCCCACCCCGGGGUCUGCAGAGCUCUCUCCGGGCUCCUCAGCGGUCCGCGCCGCCGUGAGCACAGGCGUGGGCACCGCGCCCUGCAUCCAGACACACGAUACCUCGUUCACUUUUGGCAUCACGAUGGGCUGGAGGCAGCACCCCCAACACUUGAGGCCAAAGGACCCCUAGUCCCUGGGGCUGAGCCUCCCCCAGCCCAGGCCCCGGCCCGUGAGGCCGAGGGCGAGGCCAGGCCUUUGCCUCCCCAUCAGGCUCAGGGGCCCAGCCCCGCGUCACCCCCUUGAUUUUGUUGGGUUUUUCCAUCUUUCCGAUGAGUGAGGGCGGUGCACACGGCUCCCAUCCCAAGCCCCAGCCCUGGCUUCUGUCUGGACGUCCCACUCCCCUGGUUUUCUUUCUUUUGUAACGAAAAGUUCCAACGGAAGCCCGAGGCGGAGCCCCCGGGAGCCCUCGCAGCCCCACCCCUGGCCGUGGGCCCCGUCAGAACAGAGUCGCAAACCCCAGUUUUAGAUUCAGUUGCCCUUUCUCCGGUGUCCUGCUUUGGUGUCUGGCCAUGGCCCCCUCUGACUGCCCAGCUCUCUCUCCCCACCCUCCCUGGUGUUUGUUAUUAAACGUCUGUGGAGCUUCUGCUGCAAGGAACAAAAAAAAAAUUUAAAAAGCAACAAAAAAAUACAAACAGAAGAGAAAAACAACAAAAAAAGGAAGAAAAAAAAAAAAACACACCGAAGAGAUUUUAAAAAAGACAAAAAAAAAAAAAAAAAAAGACAUAAACUGGCACCAGUUAACUUUCUUGUACUUUUUUGCCGAAUUUAGCUUCUUGUAGUUUUAACUUAUUGCUAUGUUAACUAUUUAUUCUUGUUGCCCUGUAAGGACAUUUGUGUAUAUUUCUGUUCCUUCAUCCAGUUUGCAAGUUUAAAGGAACCAUGAUGUUCUCUUUGUUUCUUUAAGUUUUUGCUGAGACGUGGUUAUGCCUAAUUUAUUUAUAAAGGGAAAGUGGAAUCAUUAAAGUAAUAAUUAUUAAUAACAGGAACGGUAGCCGGUGGCAGCGGCGGGGCGGCCCCCGCUGGGCCGGCGACGUCUGGUCUCAAUGGGAUUCUUUUUGCUCGUCUUGAGAGGAUUUUUUCCGUCCUAUUUAGCUGGUGAAAACCUUAGCUUGUUCUUGAUACAUGAACUUAUUUAUUCUUGUGGUUUUUAAGUCCUGACCUCCCGGCUCCCCUCCAGCAGGCCAGGCCCCCAGCGGGUCCCUCCCUCCCCCUGUGUCUUGGGGCUUUCUCCCCUCUGCCCUCCCUGCACGCAGGGACACGUGCGCGCACGUGGGCAGUGGCGGGGCAUCCGUGAGCAAUAAGGGCGGGGCUGUCCCCCACCCUGGGGGUGCUGGUUCUGGAGAGGGCACCUCCCCACAGACCCCCCCACACCGAGGCCUAGGCCCCUGCGACCCCCCGACCGGGAGUGCGCUUCUUUUCCUAAAACAUGGAACUCGGCCCAGCCAGCCGGGCCCUGCGGGAGCCGGCCCAGGGGAGGGGUCCGUGGGGAGGGGGCUCAGGCCCUCAAGCCCUCCCUUCAUCCUGUUAUUUAUUGGAAGGUUUCGCAUCAUGACAGAGUCCAUAUGUUGGAGAUGAUAAAGAACUGCAAA